This is a messenger RNA of Diachasma alloeum, 7445 nucleotides long. RefSeq lists its product as uncharacterized. The transcript is spliced from 5 exons. The record is from RefSeq and is a predicted model, not a curated record. Gene Ontology annotation, biological process: protein deubiquitination. Bases 1 to 5757 code for a protein of 1918 amino acids. NCBI's taxonomy places the organism in Eukaryota, Metazoa, Arthropoda, Insecta, Hymenoptera, Braconidae. Gene Ontology annotation, molecular function: cysteine-type deubiquitinase activity.
AUGAUGACAAUGAUGGAAUUGCUACAGCAGGAAAUAGCGUGUGACAAUACACUGGAUUACUCCAAGUACUUGCAAUCACCCCAUCAUUCGAAAAUAAUUAAUCAACACACCCAGAAUCCAGUGCAGAGCCAAAAUGAUCAGCUCAAUGGUGGUGACCACAAUACGAGUUUCAAUGGGACCAAAGGACUGCUCAAUAAACCUGGCCAAAAUAACUGCUUCCUUAACAGUGCAAUCCAGGUGCUGUGGCAUCUCGAUAUCUUCCGGAGGAGUUUCCGUGAAUUAUCCGGACAUGCUUGUAUGCGGGAAUCCUGUAUCUUCUGUGCCCUGAAGGAUUUGUUUUCACAGUUGCAAUUCUCGCAAGAGAGUGCACUACCCCCCGAUGCACUGCGACGAGCUCUCGCGGAAAGUUUCCUAGACCAGCAGCGGUUUCAGCUAGGUUUCAUGGACGAUGCCGCCGAGUGUUUCGAAAAUAUUCUUCUCCGUAUACACUUGCACAUCGCGAAUGGAGAGGCCGAAGAUAUGUGCAGUGCGAGGCACUGUGUACCACAUCAGAAAUUUGCCAUGACGUUGGUGGAGCAGAGUGUGUGUGGUGCUUGUGGUGCUACCUCCGAACCCUUACCUUUCACCCAGAUGGUCCAUUAUGUGUCAGCGUCAGCGUUGACGUCACAAGUCCGUCCGACAUCUCUCGGUGACAAAAGUAGUGCCGAUUUUUUCGGACAACUGUUGAGAUGCGCUGGGGGUAUGGGGGAUAUUCGAGACUGUCCGAGUGCAUGUGGUGCUAAAAUACAGAUUUGCCGGACCCUCAUGAAUCGCCCGGAAAUAGUGUCAGUCGGUGUUGUUUGGGACAGCGAGAGACCGUCCCUCGAGCACAUCAUGGACGUAUUCGCGACAAUUGGUACAAACCUUCGACUCAUCGAUGUUUUUCACAGUGUCGUUGACUCAAGAUGGGGCACUUCAACCGUUCACAAUCUCGUUGGAGUCGUUACGUACUACGGAAAACACUACUCCACCUUCUUCUUCCACACAAAGUUGAAGGUUUGGAUUUACUUCGACGACGCUACAGUCAAGGAAAUCGGUCCACGUUGGGAGCAGGUAGUGGAGAAAUGCAGAAGGGGUCGUUAUCAGCCACUUUUGCUUCUCUAUGCAACCCCCGGUGGCACCCCUGUCAACACUGACAAUGCCCCCAAAAUCGUCACAGCAUUUCCAGCGAGUAAUACCAUGAAAGUGGCCUUGAAGAAUAAUGCAAGACGAUCGGUAACACCGAGCCCCGAAAAACCACCCAUCAACAACACAGCGCGACGAGCCAUUACACCGAAUCCUGAUCACCCACCGCACAUCUACACACAGAGACGAAUCUACAAUGAUUAUCAGAAUUUAACAGACAUACAGAAAACGAUAUUCAGUAAUGAGAGCGUGGACUCUGUCGAUGGCGCUGUGGAUUCGAAAUACAUAAGUCGUCGGGCAGUGGAGAAUGUAAUGCACCAGCAGAAGAAACAACAGAUGCAAUUAACCCGGAGUCUCAGUGCAGGUGCAACACCCCAGGAUGGCAUCAGCAUUCCCGAUCAUUUGAAUGUCUCGCGUCGUCGUGAUUCGGGAAAUUGGUCGGGGGAUCGUAACAGCGCGUCGUCUAGCUCAUCUACGACUAUGGACAAUCCUUAUCUCUACAUUGUGAAUAAAAUGCAGAGGAAUUCGGCAAUUCCAAAGAGUCCAACCAGUAAGUCUGGGGAAAUAUCGAGCAGCAGUAGUGGUCAUUACGACGCGGGUUACGAUUCUUAUUCACUCUCAUCGAACGAUAGUUUGCCUCUUCAGCAGACGUUGAAGCAUAAUCUGCAACUUGCGCAGAUACCAGAGAGUUAUCAGACUGCUUUGGAUGAUGAUUGCGAGCGUCUUUGCAAGGAGACUGAUGCAUUGUUGGAUAAAUCCCGAGCUGCUGAGGACGCUGGAGAUUUGGGGACUGCAGCAGCUCUUUGCAAUGCUGCCAGUAGUAAAGCCAGAGCUGCCAUGGAUGCACCCUACAACAAUCCCCACACCAUCACAAUAGCCAGGAUAACGCAUAAUACUUGUGUUAUGAGAUCUAGGAGUCUGCAUCGAAGAAUACUCCAAGAGCAGGUAGCUGUUAAUGGGGAGAAAGAGGAGGCUGUCCCCGUGGGCAGGCACUCACGAGAAAAUAGUAAAUCAGGACAACAUUCUCGGCAAAAUUCAAGGGACAAGGGCAAUCACUCACGCCAGAACAGUCGAGAACUGCUGAUUAAUGCUUCGGCAUUAUUGGAAAAACCAGUCACCAAGAAUAUUGAGAUUUAUGCGACAUUACCGAAGAAGAAAAACCACCUUCGGAAUAAAUCUUCCAAUGUCAUUGAGGAUGAGGAAUACAUGCUUUAUGACAGACCUACACAGAGAAUCAGUAUUUUGGGUCGAGUGAGGAGAUGCGAUGAUGACAAGAAAGAUAAGAAGAGAGCGAGGAGUGAGGAGAGGAAUAAAAAUGUGUCCAAAGACUUUUCCCUCGCUCCUUCGAGAUUAUCAGUUUCACCGAAGAAUGUUAAACCCGAAAAAUCAAACGAGGUGAGUAAAGAGGCGACAAAAAAUGGAAUUAAAAAUUCAGAUGCAGGGCAACAACAGCCGCAGCAGCAGCAGCAGUCAGGAGAUCAGAAAGGAAAGAAGCAACACAAAAUAAGGAGAAAGCUCCUGAUGGGGGGUUUGAUAAAACGAAAAAAUCGAAGUAUGCCGGAUCUUCGCGAAGGUCAGGUACCGCCGUCUAGCAAUCAGGAUGCAUCAAGCACUCUGCCGAAACAAUCUGUUGAUGAUUCGAGCGUUGGUCUUAAGGGGAAUAACGCUGGACAGAGUUUGAGUGGUUAUUUGUCAGAAGGACAUUUGGAAUUCACUGGCAAUGUGACGACUAAUGGCAAUCCCAAUCUUGAGCGCAGUCGAUUAAUGAGAAAAAGCUUCCACGGUAGCGUUGGCAAGGCGUUGCAUGUUGCAAAAGUCCCUCCACCACCACCGCUCAGGACGACUUCUCAGCUUAGCAAGUCUAAGUGUCAUGGAGAAGUGCGCAACGAGCAACACUCUGAUCCGUCAGUCAAUAUGAUGACUAAUGAACAAUCUAUUAAUUCAUCACAGCAAGAAGUGACAGGGAAUGGCUAUUGGAGUCACUCAAAUCCGGCCAAUUUUUACACCAAUGCUUCCAAUGACAAGAGUUACGAUGAUUACUCAUCAGAGCCACAUUCCCUGCCAUUUCUCCCUUCUUACAAUGAUCAGAAUAAACACUCUGGGUUCAUGUCCAACCCAGAAACGAAUUACGAUAAUGCCAAGAUUCAGGAUGAUGUAGUUAAAUAUGCAAAUGGAAUUCUCUAUGAACCUGUUCUCGUGGUUACACAUGCUGAUGUUCACAGUGAGCAGAGCCCUGGAAAACCUCAGUUAGAAGCUCUACCACCGUAUCCAGUGCAUGCCAACAUAGUCGUCUCUCAUUCUCGACAAUCUAGUGAAGAUUUUCCACCGCCACCGUAUCCAGCCAUCCCGCCUAGUGUGGCUCAUUCGAGGCAAACAUCUGAGGAUUUUCCACCUCCUCCUUCUCCACUGGAGGUGGAAAAUUCUCAUGCCCAGCCGAUGACACAAACACAGACUGAGGUCCAGCAAUUGAGUACUUUAUUAGCGCAAUUGCAAUUGAAGAGACAACACAUGCUCGAAGCCUCACAGAACCGAAUGGAAAUGCGUGAGGAGGAGGGGGAGGAUAAAAAUUCUAAUGAAACAUGGUUGAAGGAAUUGCAAGCUAAACAGGCUGAGAGAAAAGUGAAGAGAGGGGGACCAUUGGAUGGUCAAGAAGUGCCAAAAAGUAUUGCGAGGAGAACAAGUGACUUGAUGAUGAAUAGUUUGAAUCAAACAACAGUACAAACGACGGGGCAUGAUGUCAUUGAUUGUCCCAAGGUGGCUUCCUCCGUCAGAGACAUGGCUGCGAGAUUCGAAAAGAUCAAGUCCCAGCCGGACCUUCAAAAUGAGCCCGUUAAUCCAACUCCCAACUUGACAAACUCGAAUGAAAUUCGAAGACAAACAGUGGAAACAUUGAAUCAGCCAGCCAUCGUCCACGCCAGCCACACUCCACCUCCAAAGACUGAUAAUGAAAUGCCCCUCGGUGUUAGUUCUGAAUUUAACUCGACUCAGAAUCUCGACGCCCCCAUAUCUGUAGCAUCACCACCAGCGCCUGUACCUCAAACCAAUAGUCUGAACGCUGCAAUUCUCUCCAUGUCAUUGACCCUGCCACAUGAGAACGGUUUGCCGAUUGAUUGCCCCGAGGACGAUAUAAGUGAAGUUGCUAUGCAGAACACUAUUCAAAAUACGACGAUUCUGCCCAACGAAGAGGACAUUGCACCGAGGAAAACGAAGAAUAGGAUCGGAAAGAAGAAGAGUGUUUCCUUUUGCGAUCAAGUUGUGCUGGUAGCUACGGCUGAAGACGACGAGAAAGAUUCUUAUAUUCCGAAUCCUAUUCUCGAGAGAGUUCUCCGUUCCGCAAUGAACAAGCCAGAGACUGCUGAAGUCCUGCGGGAGAUCCGAAGCCUGCAAGAGGCUGAAAUUAAUCGAGAGAAUGCUCCUGCCAUGAAAUUUCAGCAACAUACGCUGCCAUUGAAGAGCGAAGCUGACAGCAUUCCAGCGACUCCCUUCCAGGAUCAAUUGAAGAGUGUUAAUCCCAUUGUGAGCGUCGCUGAAUCGGCAGUGAAGACUGCUCCGGCUAAACAAACCUCUAAUGAGACUGUUGAUCCUAUUCAAGAGAUGAGGAAUCCAUAUCCAAAUCCCAAUAAUAACGACACCAGAGACAAUUAUAUGAAUUCAAUGAAUCAACAGAAAAUUCCGUACUUGCCUCAGUCACAGUCGCAGAUAAAGUACUAUCAGAAUAGUUAUUCAUCAUCACCGACUAUUCCCAACUAUCCUCACACUUAUACAUCACAUCCGAGGAAUCAAAAGCCAUCGAGUCCUUAUACCGUUCAAAUGCAUCCGCAGUAUCAGACUAAUGUUCUCCAGCCAAAACCACACACAAAUGGUCAUUCUGGUUACUCUCAGUUGGAGUAUAAUCAGUUGAAUAAACAGAUGGCAUUAAUGCAAUUGCAGAAUAGCCAGAGUCAGAGACCCAGUCCAAUUACUGUUCAAUACAAUCAGCAGUAUUUCCAUCAGGCCAAUGAGUCAUCGAAUUUGUAUCAACAUCCAGUGAAUGGUUAUCAGGGUUAUCCUCAACAGAGUAAUGGACCGAUGAGAAUUACCCAACAAUUACCGCAGUAUCAACCGCCACCGAGUCGAGUUAUUCAUCCACACUCGCAGCCGCAGAAUCAAUUGGCUCAGCAGUUACAAAAUACGCAACAGAUGAGUCAAUUGCACCAUCAAUCACCCCCGCAGAAUCAUCAACAACAUCUCCACAAAAAUCAGAAUUAUCAGAGAUCUCCGCAAAAGGUAGAUCAGCAGAAUGUGCUCGCGCCGAAUCAGACUUAUCCCCAUUCACUUCACAAUGGACAGAUACCAUCUAACAUGAAAUAUCCGAAUUAUCAGCAUCCACCAAUUCCGAAACAAGCUAAGCAGAUACAAAUGCAAGCCAAUGCCAAUGGGAAGGGUCAAAAUAUUGGCAUGCCAAUUUCACCUUCCCUGCAAAAGACAGCCCAGGCGUCUGUUGGUUCUAAAACUGUACCUUGUCACUUGUGCCGGAAGAAACCAGUUGCUGAAACCGCCAUUUAUUGCUCGGAUUGCGAGUUUUACAUGUCACGGUUUCGGCCGAAAACCUGAGAUGCACAUAUUUCUUCCCUCUGACACUGCACUUUUUUGGAAUGUCAAUAAUUCAUUCAACUGUUGAUGAUGACGGAAUAAUUUUUUUGCUUGUAAAGUACAAAUUUUUCUCUCUGUGAUGAGUCCAGACUGAGCUCAAUUGAUCAACUGAUUUCUGAGUUGUGAGCAUUUUGAAAAAAGUAAAAAGUGUCCACUUUACCUCACCCUCCCCGAUGCCAAUGGUUUGGCAUAACUGCUCAGUGUUCACAAGCUCUUGGAGAGGUGCUUUAAUCUGUACAAACUCAGCUUUCAUUCAUCUUCUGUCUUUUUAACCCGUCAGUAGGCGCCCGAUGAGAGACUCCCCUAUAGACUUCUCGUAGGAAUAGAAGCCAAUGGCAACGAAGCCAGUGGCACGAGUCCCGUGCCCGUAGCAUGUAAAAAAUUUCGGCCGAGCCGAAGAAAAUAUUUUUUUUCUACUUAACCCUGACUGAUAGACGAUUUUCAUCACCAUCAGACUGAACUAGAAGAGUUACUUGAGGCAUUUAAAAAAUUGCAGCAAAAUAUUUGCAUUUUUAGGGUAUAUUUCCUGUGGAGUAAAAAUUUUUGUGAGGGAAACGCUUAUACCGCGCCUACUGACGGGUUAAAUCCAACCAACUAUUGAAACUAUUCGAUCUAUUCAAGUAAAAUGCAAUUGCAAUAAUUAUACUUCUUUCUAUUAUAGUAUUAUAUAUAGUGAUAGGAUGAAACUUGAAAUAUUGUAUAUUAAUGCUAUCAAACUUCUAGAAUUUUAUAUGAAAAAUUGCGUUUUAAUCAACUCACUAUGGAGUGUUAAUUAUAAUGAGGGGUUCAGAAAGGACGAAAAACUGGAGAUUUUUUUCACAGACUCAUUUUACGAUGAGAUAAUUUGGCAGGAGGUGAAUGUUGAUUAUGAAUCGUCACCUCACGCUAAAAUGAAUAAGUAUUUGCAAUAUUCGUCCCAUCGAGGAAAUUAAUUUAAAUCUGUGAAUUUCCCCAAUGUUUAAUUUUCCUUUUGAUGUAUGAAUAACUUGUGAUAAAAACUGAAAAGUGCAGCUCGAUCGAUCUUCAUAAUUUUACGAAUUGAUGUACGGAAAUUCAUUCCAUGGACACAGUUGUGCCUUAUUUCAGUGGAUAUAUCGCUUGAAAUGUUAUACCUAGAUUAUAUUUUGAUAAGUCUUUGAGAUUACUUAUAUAAAAGUAAGAGCUGUCAUUGAUAAAGUGAAUAUUUAACGAUUAAUAAUGAAUCGUUAGUUAUGUAUCUAACGAGAAUUUUUAUCUCUAUUUUUAAAUUCCUUAGACACGAUAACGGGAAUUCCCCCAACUUUCCGAUAAUAAGCGAAUGUACAUAGAAUAUGAUCGAUCAUAUUGUACAGAGAAUAUGUAGCUAUACAGUACUAGUACUUAAGAUUUAUGAGAAUUGUGAUACUAGACAUCUUCCGUAAAACUUGUAUGAAAAAUGUCUUCUAAUCGAUAACAUAUUAUAUAAAAAUAAUUAGGAUUAAAUUACAAAAGAUGGAAAAAAACUUGAUCUCUUCAGUGAAUGCGCAAUAUUCGCUCUGGAUAGUUAUUAAUGCUUAAAUUCGUCUUCAUUUAAGGAACCUGUACAAUUUUUUUUCAACGUUUAUAGCUCUUUUUCAAUGUAAAAAGUAUUUUGUUUUAAAAAUACUGAAAUAUAUGUCUAUUUUCAUGUU